AUGGGCGCGGGCUGGGAGCUGGGGACCGAGGCGGGUCGCUCGCUGCUGAUGUGCGCCGCGCUGCUGCUCGCGGGUUGCGCGCUGGGCCUGCGCCUGGGCCGCGGCCGGGGGCCGGCGGACCGCAGGGUGCUCGCCUGGCUCUGCUACGACGCCCUGGUGCAUUUCGCCCUGGAAGGACCUUUUGUCUACUUGUCUUUUGUAGGAAACAUUGCAGAUUCCGAAGGCUUGAUUGCCUCAUUGUGGAAAGAAUAUGGCAAAGCUGAUGCAAGAUGGCUGUAUUUUGACCCAACCAUUGUAUCUUUGGAAAUUCUGACUGUUGUCCUGGAUGGGUCUCUGGCAUUAGUCCUCAUUUAUGCCAUAGUCAAAGAGAAGUAUUAUCGGCAUUUCCUACAGAUUACCCUGUGCGUGUGUGAAUUGUAUGGCGGGUGGAUGACCUUCUUCCCAGACUGGCUUAUGGGAAGCCCCAACCUCAACACCAACAAUUGGCUCUACUUUGGGGUCUAUCUGGUAUUUUUCAAUAGUGUGUGGAUUCUAAUGCCAGGACUGUUACUGUGGCAGUCAUGGGUAGAACUCAAGAAAAUGUAUUACAGAGGAACCAGUUCAGGGAAAAAGUUCCAGUGAAUUUUCAAAAUCGCAGAUGCUGGUAUCUUGCUUUAUAAGUCAGAAUGGGUCAAACCUUUUUGGCUGGUCAAAAUGUAAUGCAUUCCUGUGUACACUUUCUUUUUCUACUGUUGCUCCUCAACAGCCUAUUUCAAAUUGAUUGUAUGGUGGCAAGUUUUCAUUAAUUGUUUUUUGGGUUUUUUU
Messenger RNA from Enhydra lutris kenyoni (northern sea otter), 804 nucleotides. It is a transcript of the gene EBPL, whose product is annotated as emopamil binding protein like. Gene Ontology annotation, biological process: sterol metabolic process. Gene Ontology annotation, cellular component: endoplasmic reticulum; membrane. The transcript has 4 exons. Bases 1 to 621 code for a protein of 206 amino acids. Gene Ontology annotation, molecular function: cholestenol delta-isomerase activity. The record is from RefSeq and is a predicted model, not a curated record. Lineage: Eukaryota; Metazoa; Chordata; Mammalia; Carnivora; Mustelidae.